This is a messenger RNA of Penicillium canariense, 750 nucleotides long. RefSeq names its product putative endoglucanase (gene xgeA). Lineage: Eukaryota; Fungi; Ascomycota; Eurotiomycetes; Eurotiales; Aspergillaceae. The transcript has 2 exons. The coding region runs from base 1 to 750 and encodes 249 amino acids. The record is from RefSeq and is a predicted model, not a curated record. Gene Ontology annotation, biological process: polysaccharide catabolic process. Gene Ontology annotation, molecular function: cellulase activity.
AUGAAGUCCUUCGCCCCUCUCUCCCUCUUUUCCCUGGCGCUUGCGGGCCUGAGCAAUGCCGCUACCAUCCCGACCAAGUCGCUGACUCGUCGCGCCGACUUCUGCGACCAGUGGGGAUCGACCACCACGGGCAGCUAUAUCGUGUACAACAACCUCUGGGGCCAGAGCUCCGACACGUCCGGCACCCAGUGCACGGGUGUUGACUCGCUGAGCGGAACCACCAUCGCCUGGCACACCUCUUUCUCGUGGUCGGGAGCUUCGUCAUCGGUGAAGAGCUUCGCCGAUGUUGCGCUGCAGUUCACCGCCAAGACCCUGAGCAGCGUCAAGAGCAUUAAGUCUACCUGGAAGUGGAGCUACUCGACUACCAACAUCGUCGCCGACGUCGCCUACGACAUGUUCCUGAGCUCCAGCGCCAGCGGCUCCGACGAGUAUGAGAUCAUGGUCUGGCUCGCUGCCCUGGGCGGUGCUGGCCCGAUCUCCUCCACCGGCUCGGCCAUUGCGACCACCACCAUCGACGGGAUCAGCUGGAGCUUGUACAAGGGCUUGAACGGGCAGAUGACCGUGUACAGCUUCGUUGCGAGCUCCCCCGUCACCAGCUUCUCCGGUGACAUGCUCAACUUCUUCACCUACCUGAUCAAGAAUCAGGGUCUGAGCUCCAGCCUGUACCUGGUUGACGUUCAGGCCGGCACGGAGCCCUUCACCGGCACCGCCAAGCUGACGGUCUCUUCGUACUCUGUCGUCGUUGCAUGA